UCAAAUACUUUUUUGCUUCAAAUCAAAGGUUGUAAUUUUGUGAUUCACCUCAGAGCUGGUUGGUUUGGUUUAUGGCUUAGAACUCUUUAAUGAUGGAUUUUAUGAAAAGCCUAUGGAAACAAUUUAUGGGAAAAAUACUUCCAGAACCCAGACGGCUGAAAAGAUGGGCGGGCGCUGUUACUCUCUAUGGUGUGUGUAACAGCUCACAAACAGAAGGGAAGGAGAACACAAGGAAGCAGGUUUUUCCAGGCUCAGAGUUCUCUCAGGGUAUGAUUUUACAAACAGCAAAUGGACUCAGAAAACAGAAUCAGGAGACACAAGCCAAAGGCAAACUGGACUCAACCCAGGUAGGUCCUCAUAAAUAUUUCUGGGAACAGAUAUAUGCUGGUCAUCCAUUUACCUUUUACCAUUUUGUGCCUAAAAUGGCCAUCUCACACAUACUGUGAAUAAUCAAAUGUUGGCCCUAAAAGCUACUUUCUGUCUGAUUAAGUAGCCACAGCGGUUCAUUCAUGAGUAUCUCAGUGUUGUAAAUAUACUGCUUGAAGUAUUAUCAUAUAGAUGUCUUUCUUACCCUAUAAAUGCUUUUUACCCUGCUUGUUUUUGGCAUCAAUUGAACAGCCUUAAGCAGAUACUUCAAACUCACUUAUAUUGUGCCCAGGGUGAACAAUGUUAAGUAUAUGUUAACUUAAGUAUAUUUGUGCAUUUUUGUAUUUUGGCUCUGUAUCAAAAUUGAGUAUAUGUUUUGGUUCCUCCCACAAACUGGGUCAUCCACUACAGCUAACGCUCCCAAUACUGCAGUUAAAAUUUCAACAGUGACAUUCAGUCUGAAAGAGACCUUCCUUACCUUACCAGAGGAGUUGGAGUUGUACAUGGUUUUCCUGAACCAAGAGGUGAUACAGGCAUUUACACGCAUUGCUGCAUUUGUGGAUGGGUGCUCGUGCGGCAAGUUUCAAUUAAUGGAAGGAAAUGUGCAUGGACAAUUUGCAGAACUGAUUCCCGACAAGAAGAUUGUCAUGAAAUGGAGGUUUUCAAGCUGGCCAGCUGGUUACGCAUCAACUGUCACUUUAAACUUUGUGGAUCGAGGCAAUGAGACAGAGCUGAUUAUGGAGGCCAAAGGAGUUCCCAGCAGUGAGGAGAAAAGAAUGAAAGAGGGAUGGCAGAGAUACUACUUUGAGGCCAUUAAACAAACAUUUGGUUAUGGAGCGCGACUCUGCUGAGCCAAAGUAUGCUUAUGUUGUGCCUCUUGACAGUAAUAAAAAGAGAUACAUAAUUACAUCUGUGAACAUGAAACACUUUGCCCUGCACUAGUUAGUUGUUUAAUGCUCUUAAACACCUGUGCCUUCUGAAAGAAAAAGUAAAAAGUUCCUGAGCCUUAUUCCAAAAUCCUAUCUGUUUAGUAACCAUGACGACUUCCUCAUGAGAUCAGUCAAAGGUGUGCUUGUUUGGUCUUUACACAGUUUUUACGAAGGAACAAACAGAAGUUUUAUUUCCAUGCAACGUGCAAAGAGUCUUUUAUUGCGGGAGAGCAGUGUUCACUUACAUCCAAGUUGCCCAUGUCAUUUUCAUCAGACAGAUUUGGUAUUUCCACAGUCCCUUUAUAUUUUAUUCCAAUUUUAUUUGUUCCUACAGAAAAACUCACCAUUACAUUCAACCGUAUAAGUAAAAACAUGUUUGACCCACCAGUCCGUGAGGCUUUUACAUUCCACUCACAGAAGAAGAUGAGUUUUCCCUUGCGGUUGUUUAUAGAGGCCUCUCUGUCUAUAUUGCUGAUGUCUGUGACCUCGCAUGAGCCUUCUUCACCUUCUACACGAAUCCCAAGAAGGAGGCUAUUAAUUGCAUCUUGAGACCAGCUUGUCACAUCUCUCUCUGUCCUGUAAUAAAAUUGUAAGAAGAAAAUUAAAUA
Myxocyprinus asiaticus (Chinese sucker) is the source of this 1903-nucleotide messenger RNA. RefSeq names its product activator of 90 kDa heat shock protein ATPase homolog 1-like. The transcript has 5 exons. Bases 738 to 1217 code for a protein of 159 amino acids. The record is from RefSeq and is a predicted model, not a curated record. Lineage: Eukaryota; Metazoa; Chordata; Actinopteri; Cypriniformes; Catostomidae.